Nematocida minor is the source of this 1287-nucleotide messenger RNA. RefSeq names its product diphthamide biosynthesis protein 2. Bases 1 to 1287 code for a protein of 428 amino acids. Gene Ontology annotation, biological process: protein histidyl modification to diphthamide. The record is from RefSeq and is a predicted model, not a curated record. Lineage: Eukaryota; Fungi; Microsporidia. The transcript has a single exon. Gene Ontology annotation, molecular function: 2-(3-amino-3-carboxypropyl)histidine synthase activity.
AUGAAGUAUUUUGUCUCAAAAGAAGUUAAAUUGGUGACAAAAGAAGAAAUCUUUAACGGGGCGUGCACAAAAGAUGGAGAAAAGGCGGGAAUACAGGUGGCAAAGAAUAGCUUUGAAUCGGGGAAGGAGAUCAGCGAUAUCUUGCAGAAGAAUGGCACUCACUCGCACAUACUGGCAGACUCGGAUAGAUGCUGCAUUGACUGGGUGGCUGUCUCGCACGCACAGCCAGACUUCAUAAUAAAGCGCUCUUUCUCCUGCCCCCUGCUGAACACCACAAGAAGCAGAAAGAUAGCACACACGUAUCCUGUAUAUCAGUACAUUCCAGAGCCAACUCUUCAGCUUAAUAGCACAGAGAGCACUAAUCAGUGCUCUAGCAGUACUACAGAUGCUCUAAGUAGCUGUACUGUAUAUUUAGCCGUAGAUGUACUAUAUACAAGCCAGUACGCAGAAAUAAAAGAGCAUCUUGAGAGCAUCACACAGACUGCCAUAAAAGACUGGAGCUACCAAGAGAAAGUAGAAGAGAACCAUGCAAUCUUAGUUCUCUCGGAUAAUGAAGGAUUUAUAUCGUAUUUUACAGAAAACUACAGCUGCAUACUGCUUGGAAGAGAAACUCUGCAGAGCAGAGACAAGACCAUGAAGCAAAUAGAAAAUGAAGUGUGCAUGGAACAGAAAAGAGCAAAAAUGCUGAUAUCAAAGAUGGCUCUCGCUGACACUUUGAAGCGUGCUGAGCGGAUAGGCGUGGUUUUUACGUCAGCUGAUCACAUGGAUCUUAUCGAUGUGAUAUCGAAGUAUCUUGACAUGAACAACAAAAAGUUCUACCAGUUCUACAUCAACGGGCUGAAGCCAAACAAGCUCGGCAACUUUGUAGGCAUAGAUGCAUUUGUCGUAAUACAGUGCCCGUUCUCCAGUUUUAGAUUUGAAGAGAACAUUAUAGCGCUGAGACCGUACGAUCUACUGCUGGCCUUUAGAAGCGAGUGGAGCGGCGAAUACUCCACAAACUUGGAAGUAGCAAUGGAGGAAAUCACAAAAGAAAUUGCAAAGGAGCAGAAUAAAGAAGAGCUGGGAGAAGAGCAGACAAGCAUGCUCCAGAUAAAAAGCAGCAUAAACACGCUGAGACUCGCAAAGAACGAAGUGUGCACUCGAGAGCAGGCACAGAGAUACUUCCAAACGGGAGAAUACAUGAAAAGCGUAUCAGGAAUAAUGAUAGAAGAAAAUGUAAAAGAGAAUGCAAACGAUGAACUCGUGCAGGGCUAUUCAGGGAUUCCCACAGAGUACACAAAGAAGUAG